AUGCAACUUCCGACGGACAUCGCCAUCUCGACAUGUCGCCUGACCACUACCAAGACCUCUCAAAAGAGCAUGGAGACAAUAGAGCCUCUGCUCUCUCUAUUGGCAUGCCUGAAGCCAUCGAACAACCGACGUGGCAUCAACGAGGUCGGGGCUUGCUACCCUGGCCUCGCAUUUGGGGUGACGUGGGAGACCACGACCACCCCGCGUGCAUCACGGUCCCUCAUACCGGCGUUGGAGUCUCCGUGUCCGCCAAAAAACCUCAGUCAGCUGUCUGCGAUGUGGUACAGCGGACACGGCGAGUCCAACGCGGGAAUCUCGUACAUGAGAGGGCCGAAUGGCGAAUCGGGGCCUGCCAUUUCCAUCAUUAUGGCAGAUAAGUACAGCGAUAUCGACGUCGACCGAGGUGACGAUAUCGUCUACUGCGGAAGCAAUUCACUUGAUAACACCUCGAGUAACACUCCCGCCGAUGACGGACCGCCCGUUCGGGCGCCUUCAAUCAUCAUGGCAGACAAGUACAGCGACAUCGACGUCGACCGAGGUGACGGCAUUAUUUACUGCGGAAGCAAUUCACUUGACAACACAUCGAGCAACACUCCCGCCGAUGGCGGACCGCCCGUUCGAGGCAACGCAGCCCUAUUCAAGCCCACAGAGAAGAAUAUUAGACUUGUUCGAAUAUGCUCCAAGAACUCUGAGGGGCUAUACCUAGCCCAGCUUCCGGGCGAGACUUUUGGCUCAAGAUACGCCAUCAAGAGAAAGUUGGAGAUCAUCAAGAGGUUUCCGCCCGAGGGACGAUCCGGAAAACAACAUCGCGUCUUCACUUCGCCCGUCAGGGAUAUUUCAGCUUACCUUCUCUUCUCGAACGACUCGACGUCGAGAACACCAUCCACCCACGCUUCAAUCAGUGCUCGAAUGCGGAAAUUUAUUUUGCUCGAAUGCUUGACAGCAGCAUCAAACAGCAACGACCAGGUUGUCGGUGGUUAUCUUCAAGAUCUCCCUGACCUCGAUGAUCUUGACGCUCACCUUAGGGACCCUAGCUCAUUUGCUUUCACGGGCGCCGAGCAGAGUAUCAACUUCCACACGAGUUUCGAGGGGAUGCCCCCAAACGGUCCGGCCGACCAAGGCUUGGGCCCGACAGCCCUCCCAGAAAUUGAACAGGCCAACAACAACAGCAAUGACCUUGAUUUUUAA
Molecule: messenger RNA, 1188 nt
Organism: Colletotrichum lupini
Lineage: Eukaryota; Fungi; Ascomycota; Sordariomycetes; Glomerellales; Glomerellaceae
Product: YDG/SRA domain-containing protein
Exons: 6
Coding region: 1-1188 (395 amino acids)
Source: RefSeq, a predicted model, not a curated record